AUGAAAAUCCCCAGGGAUAUUGUUUUCCAAGUAGUUCGAGGUUUUAGAGGCAGAACUAAAGGCUGUCUAAAACUUGCUUCAGUUCGUGCCGCCAAAGCUUUAAACUACUCCUUCCACUCCAGGAGAAAACGACACAGCCAAAUCCGGGCUCAUUGGAUUUCCACUAUAAACCGCGCAUCUAGAGAAUGGUGGGUAAUAUACUCAAGAUUUAUCGGAUCCUUAAGCAGAGUUAACUGCUCAUUAUCCAAAAAGUCGCUGUUCAUCCUAGCACUGAACGAGCCAGUUAGUUUCAAAUGUCUGGUUGACGAAUCAAAAUAUUUACUUAACGAAGUAGUAGAGAAAAGAAGAGAUAUAUCUAACAUAUAG
Molecule: messenger RNA, 366 nt
Organism: Theileria annulata
Lineage: Eukaryota; Apicomplexa; Aconoidasida; Piroplasmida; Theileriidae
Product: ribosomal protein L20, putative
Exons: 2
Coding region: 1-366 (121 amino acids)
Biological process (GO): ribosomal large subunit assembly; translation
Cellular component (GO): ribosome
Molecular function (GO): structural constituent of ribosome; rRNA binding
Source: RefSeq, a predicted model, not a curated record